CGACGAACGAGCGUUCGCAACGAUUUUCCGAGCUCGCGGCCGGGAGGAGACCGCGACACUAGUGCGGGCGAAAAUCGUCCGCCAUACGCAAGCGCGCACCUAUAUACUUUCACACGCAAUACACUACUGCGGCAUCCCUAUAAUCGCUCAGUCGGCGCUAUUGUCGUCGUCGUUGCGGUUGUUGUAAUUUCCGUUGCAGUUAUAUUCUAAUCUAUAUAUAUAUAUAUAUAGUAAAUUACACGGCUAUAAAAUCCUGUUGAGGAUUUUGCGUCCUCUGCAGCGGUGGACCGCAGUUAGUAAGAGUGCAGCCUAGAAAUGGCACCCGUAGAUAACCUGCAGGAACUGGUGCCACUGACUAACGGUGCCGGCGGUCCAGCGAACGACGACUAUGAUGAGCCGGAAAGCCAGAAUCAAAAGAAAACGGCUGCGGCGGUGGCGGCGGCUGCAGCGACAUUAAAAUAUCCGGAUGACGGCGGAAAGGGACAUCGAAACUCUGUUUACGACAAGAAAAUGUGUACGGUUGCAAUUAUGCAUGUUGUCGGGUUCAGCACACUGUUGAGAUUCCCUUAUGUGUGCUUCAAGUAUGGCGGUGGUAAGUUGAUCAGUUUUAUCUUAAUAACGUUAACAAUAGGUACCUACCCAGUGGUGUAUCCAGGAACCUUUGGCUGCUGUAACCCCCCCUCCCCCAUUGCUUUUUUAGCUAUAUGUAAGGUUAGAAAAUUAUAGAUCCCUAAACUCCCUAGACCCCUCAGCCCCCCUAUUCCAAAUCCUGACUACAUCACUGUACCUACCUACUUGUUAUAUGAUAUCAUAAUUCAUUUGGUGUUAAACGUCAGUAGGUACAAACUGUAUGAGAUAGGCGUUAGACAAAUAUUAUGUAAAAGUUUAAUUAAGUACAAUUUAACUGGAUUUCACGAAUAUAUGUUAAAAUAUGGUAGAUAUAAUAUAGCCUGAGGUAUUUGGCACAAAUUAUUCCUGUAAACUGUAUGAAAAUUCGAGAUUUUGCUGUAUUCGUGGAAAUCUGCUUAUAUAAAAAGUGAUUAUUCCUUGAAAAACACUCUUUAUCUCAUAAAAAUGUAUUUAUUAUUUGUUUCAAAAUUUCCUUUUUUACACUUUAUGAAACAAUCAGUUCUGAAAUGUUGUAUUAAGUACAGUUAUUUCUUGUUGCUUUAACUUUUGGAAGUGAAACCACUACCUACUUUUGAUUUUAAAAUAUCAACCUAUAUUGAAAAUUCCAUAAAUAGAUGAUGUAUAUAUUUUGGUAUUGAUAUUUUUAAUUUCUAUUAAACUUUCUACAAAGCAUUCUUCUUUUAAGUUUGAUUAGGGGGAACAGUGGCACAUAAUUUGUGUGGUGGAGUAUCGUGUGGCGUUUGAAUAGUAUUAAACUACUCUCUUCUAGGUAUACCCAAACUUAAAAGUGGAACAUCUCGUUGACGGGUUAACGAAAAUUACAAUUGGUGGUGAAUAUAAUUUCACAUUACAUAUUAUGUUGCAUGCGACUUUCGAUUUUCUUGAAAUCAAAUACUUGAACGUUAAUAUUUUGAACCAGAAAUUACUUUAAAAUCGAAAUUUAAAAUAAAAGUUUGUCAACAUUUUAAACAAGCAAACUAUUGAAUGACAACAUAUUUAAAACUAAUAAUUUCCAGGAAUUAUGUGAAACAGGCGUUUCAUUAAAUGGCAAAAUCUUGAACGUCAUUUUUUCAACUUAAUUUUUUAUUCAAAAUCCUGAAUAUCAAACGAUUAAUAGUUAAAACUUUGAACGGCAAUAUCUUAAAUGAUAAUUCAGGUUUGUAGGAUAUGUAAGUAGGAUUUGUAAGAUAAGUAAGGAUUAUGUUAUAUGCGCCUUUAUUUCCAUACAACCACAAUUUCAAUAUAAUGUAUAUUGUAUAGUAAGAGUAUAUAUUAAUUUGGUUUAUACAAUUUUGAUCUUCACGAUGGUGGAUGGCUUGGGCACCAUGUAUUUUUGUUCAACCAUAAAUCUAUGCAAGAUUUAUGAUAUACGCACAAACACUUGAGUCGAGCUAUCUUCUGUCCUUGAACCAUGUUCUCCAGGCAAAUGGCACACUCAUCCUCCUUUUUUGCAUCCACCACAUUUUCGUUAUACAUUCUAGUCCGUAAUUCAAACACUCUUGAACAUUGUUCUAUAUGCCUACAUAAAUCAAUCAGUUGUUUAGAAUAGGAAAACAAAUUUUCUAUAAGACUAUUUAAAAAUAAUAAGCGAGUAGGUAUUUUGAGUAAAAUAUAUACCUCCUAUUUAAGUACCUAUACCAAACGUGUCCCUGAGGGAGGCUAUGGGGGCGAUCGCCCCCUCCCAAGAGAAGUUGACUUACAUUGGCAUUUGAUAAUCAUUGCAGGUCCAGAAGUAUAUAUAAUAGAUAUAAUCAGCAUAUUAUUUGAUACAAUUUGUUAGAUUCUGAGUGUAGUGAAGAUAUACUCAGGUUUUACAAAGAUGUUUAUUUUUAAAAAUUUUUUUCAUUCUGUGACAAAAAUGUUUCCCAGAAAUCUUACUCCGAUGUGUACGUGUGGCACCAUUUCUGUAAGGAAAUAUUAUCUAGAUGGUACUUUAUAUCUUAGGAUAUUAUUUUUUGAUUUUCCAAGCGGUUUUCAUAAUAUCUGGAAAAAUCCGAGAGAAAAACGGGAAAUUUACGAAAAUAAUGCUUAUUAUUAUUUUCAAUUGUGUUAUUUGUUGCAGUAAUUCAGUUAAAAAUAGUAAUAGAUUUGAAAUUUGGGCAGAAAAAUUGUAUUUUCUUUUUUUACGAGUACAUGGUAAAACUGUAAAAAAAUAUUUGAGCCAUAUUAAAGCUAUUCAUAGACACUUUAAUUUUGUGAGUAAUUUUUAUUUAGUAUGUACUCUGUGGAUAUAAUUGUUUGAUAAAACAGAAAUGCUUUAAAAUUAAACAGGAGGUUAAUUAUUUUAAAUAUCGUACUUUGCGGUAAAAACAAAAAAAUUUAAUUUAAUGUAGUAUAUUUUUUUCAUAAGAAUUUUAAUUUCAAAUUUCGACGAAAAUUGUUUUAUUAAAAAAUUAUGUGAAACAAAUCUAGUUACUGGUUUAUACAAAUUUUUUCAAUAUAAUAUUUAUUUUAAUUUAAUAUGACAUAAAUAUUAUUAAAAGAGCAAUACUAUUAACUGAGCUCCACUCAGAAUCGUUUUCGUUAGCAAUGAUUAAUUUUUGCUUACAGUUAUACAUUAAAUUUCCCAUCUUGCGAAGUGUGUCGUAUUUUUUCUUAUUAAUCAUUAAUAUUUAAUUUAAUCUGACCUUUAACAGGGUAUCGCAUUUUUUUUUUUUUUUUUUAAUUUUUCGAAAAUAAUAAAAUAAAAUGUUAUUGCUUUAAGUUGCUUUAUUGCUUUAACCUCAAUCUCUCCAGGAGAAGCAUAGUUUCAUUCUCUUGUCUCCGUUUUUCCACACUCUACUUCUCUCUCAAUCUUUUAAAUUCUCAUUAAACAAUUCCCUCCUCUGCUCACUCCACAACAACCCUGUAGUCUGUAACAUUUCCCAUCAAGUCUUCAACUGCUUCAGUCUAUCAUUCCAACGUUCCAUUCUUCCAAUAUCAUUUUUGACAUCAAAAAUAUUUUCUCAAACCAACAAAAAAAUAUGAUACUGAACGUAUAAUCUUUUUUUAACCAAAUAGAUUUUUUAAUAUAAUUUUAUUAUAUGUACCCAUUGCAAUAUAUUCUUCUUGAGCACACUGUACAUACCAGGUGAUUAAUUUAAGUGGGUACACUCAUUAUCUUGGAAAGUAUUAACUUUAUGCGGAAUUUGUUUAUAAUUAUUGUAAUAUGUAUAAUAUAAUUAUGUGUAUAAUCACUAUAAUAAUACAAAUAAAACCUAAGCAGUAAUGCUAUUUAAAUUAUUCUUUCUAUAGAUAGGUAUGUAGUAAUUAAUUAUAUAUAAGUACUAAGGUAUCCACCUAAAGUUAUUGGUAACUUCUUAAAUAAAUUAGUGUGGAACUUUUUGAAGUACAUUUUCAUAGUAUUAAAUAAUAUUGUAAUAGUUUUUUCGUAUACCUAUACUUAUUGUACGUUUUUUAAUGACAGGUAAAUGUACCUUACUUGUUAUAAUGAAAUUCGAAGAUUUUAUUUUGACAUAUUGGACAAUAAAUUUUUCUGCGCUUUCUUCUACCGAGUUUAAAUAAAGUUAACGACCAAUAUCUAUGUGGAUCAUUAUUAUCCCUUCGGUUCAUUUAAUUAUAAAACGGUACGUGUUAAUUUAUUUAUUUAUUUUAAAAGUGUUGAGUUACCAUGAAUAUAAUUUUUUAAAAGUUUAUGAAUAAUUUAUAUAAAAAAAUUGUGAGCUGAUACUGAGGAAGAGUACGGCCAUUGUUGUAGGUGGUUAGUGGGGGAAGUGGGAUACAUAAAGUUAUUUAAACUAUACCUGUAACCAACGAUAAACCAUUGAUAACGAAAAACAAUUCCGAAUGGAAUUCGGUCAUACAUGUUUUGAACGAUCUUAAUAUUUACGAUUUUUGUCAAAAUUUGAUUUUAAUUAUUAUAAAAAAAAAAAACUACAUUACUUAAGGAAAACAAUACAUUUUUUAAAUGCUAUAAUUGAAAAUCGAAGCAAAAUUACUGUAGAAAAGUUGUCUACAAAUAAACUACAUUACACUCAAUUUUAUUUAAUGAAAACAAAAUACAUUUGUUUUUCCCUGUUACCCACCCAUCGUCAUAUUAUAAAAAAAAAUAUUUUCGAAACUCGAGUUUGAACUUGCGAUCUCUGCAGGGAUGACAACAUGUACAUACUACCACUAGACUACGACAUAUAUACUAUAAAAUUAAUAAUAUUGAGUUAUUUAACAUAACACGUAAUAUUCGAACUUCAAAAAGGUAUAAUUACGAAACUAAGUCAAUCAACUUGAAAAAAAAAUACAUAACACACAUCAUAGUAAAAUCAUUAAAUCCCUCACUACUCUUUGAAUCUAAAAUGAUCAUAAUACAAAAUAUGUAUAUAUAUAUAUGUAAAAAAAAGGAGUUAAUAAUAUGCUCAUCGAAAACUUUAUCAACAAAAACUACAAAUUAUUUUUUAAAAAAAAGGGCUGAUACUGCAGCUGAUGGAUGUGUCACUGUUGUGGGUGAGAAGUUGGAAGGUAGGAUACAUAGCUUCAUAGUUAUUUAUUAUAUAUAUCUGUAUGCAACGAUAAAUCAUUAUAACGAAAUAUGAUUCUGCAGCGCCGGGUCUAGACACUGAAGAUUGGGGGGAUAAAUGGGUAUCCUUACUUUGGGCACCGUCGAUAUGAGGGCGCUUGACACUCUUAAGAUCAUGAGCAAUAUUUCUGGUAGAAAACAUAGUUUACAAUAGUUUAAAACAAUGAAAUUGGUAACGCCGCGUGUACUAUAAAUAUUUAUCAUUUUACCUAUAAUUUCUUUUUCGGUUUUUCCCAAUUAUUUUGAAAACCCCUUAUUGGAGUAUCAAAAAAUUACCUGUAUAAUGCAUCAACUAUAGAAAAUUUCCUUUAAGAAAAAGUGCUAUAUUCCACACAUUGGAGCAAUAUUUUUCUUCGAAAAAUUGUUUACAGACAAAAAAUAUCAUAGUAAAAUCAAUAGAUCCCUCGCUACGCUCAGAAUUUAAUAAGCACAGAUCAACCAUUCAACACUUUAAAUAAAUACAAUGUUAGAAAAAAUUCUAUUUCUAAGUGAGAUGUUAUAUAGAACUAUUGUUUUAAAUAUUUUAAUGGUAAACAGACUUGCGUUUUAGCAAGCAUUUUACUUUCGUUGUUGAUUCAUUGUAUAAGGCUCACAAAAUGUUUAACUGUCGUUGGGAGAAAAUGUUCCAUAUUCAAUGUUAAUAAUCUGUUUUAAUUUCCAGGUACAUUUUUUAUACCAUACAUAAUCGUCAUGGUGUUGGUGGGUUAUCCAUUGUUUAUUAUGGAAAUUGGAAUUGGCCAGAAAUUAAGAUAUAACAGCAUAACAAUAUGGACACAAAUAAAUCCUCAGUUGAGAGGCGUCGGUUUAAUGAUGUUUUUGAUUAGUGUUCUUAUGGCUAGCUAUUAUGGAAAUAUUUUAGCUUGGUGUGUUAAACAUAUAGCCGAUGUAACGAAGGUAAAUAUAAAUAUAUCAUGAUACACAAAUAAUGCAUGUAAAAAGGUUUAUAAGUUUUCUUAAUUUAUAAUUUGUUGUACACAAUCAAAUUACUUUUUAAUAGUUUCGUCUUUAAUAUUAUUUAACCUAAUACUGGUUUUACCUAGAAAAAAAAAUUUAAUUGUACUAUCACCACAUUUUACAUUAGUGAAUCCAACGCGAACGCUGUGCGGCGCGAAAAUAUCAAGCCGUUGUUUACGUCGGAAGUGGCCUACCUAUGUUUUCAAAUGCACACGGUGUAAAGCGUCACGUGAUCAAACUGUUUGAUAUAUUUUUCGCGCGAUCUGAACGUGAUUUGUGAUGGUUUUACAGAAUUAUCUAAAGGCGCAUCCAGAUUCACGCCGAGAAGUCCCGGAAACACCCGAGAAACGUGAAUGUGAAGAUAUAGUCUCUUGCCACCUCGUUCUCGCUCUUGUCUGUUCUCCGUUUAUUGUCGGUAUCUUUUGCCUGAGAUAAAGAGUUUCUCGGGCAAGAACAGGGAACACGAGUACAUUCACGUUUUAUCUUAAACCUGCUACAGUUUGAAUAUCGUCCAUACCGGAUAGGAACGAAUAACACGAGUAAAGUAAAGUAGUAAAGCCGAGAAUAUAUUGAGUGUAGAAUGUGGAUAUGUUGUUUGUUUUCGCUGUGAGUCUGGAGACACUAUGAGAAUCUACUGAUGAAUUGAACGAUCGGUCGCCGGAAAACCGCCGAGCCGCGCACGUAGAACAGUGUGCCAUUUUGCGUUGCGCCGCAAUAGAUCGCUCUGAUUCGCGCUUGGUUUACUGUAUAGGACGCCGCGUAUAAUAUCACAUAUAUUACUCGUAUUCAUAUUUAUCAUAAUCCAGAUGUCAUUUAUACCUCCUAGUUUAUCUGUCUACUUUCCUAUUCAAUUUGUCAUCUGUUAGUCUGCAAUAUUUUCAUAGUCUAUACUCUAUAUUCUUAUUGACCGUCUUUAAAAUUAAUCUAACAUUUUAGACUAUUAUUGUCGAUUAUAAAUUCUCUUUUUCGACCUUUAACUACUUAUUUUUUGAUCUCGUCUUAUAAGUUCUAAGGCAUGUUUAACUAAAACCAUUGGCAUUGAUUACAAUUUAUAAUGUGUACCUGAAUAGUUCUUCUUUACAAGAGACAAAAAUUCAUAUUUUUGUCAGGAAAUCCCUCAAUAUUUAUAAAAAAACAAUUAAGGUUUCAUAAUUCUCAGCAACUUGAUCCAAAAAUAAGGAAUGUCCUAGUAUACAUUAUGAAUAUGUACUGAAUACAUGGUGAUUAACAUAAUUUAACAAACUCAUUAUCUUAAGAAGUAUUAACUUUUUGCGAAAUUAACUUUUUAGUUUUUUGAACAUUCAAUAAAUUAGUAGCUUUAAAAUAUUACUUUGCACUUUUUUUCAUCAUUAUUUUAGGGGAUGAAACCAUUACCUACUUUCGAUUUUUAAAUGUCAAUCGAUAUUAAAAAUUCCAUUAUCUCUUAAUGGAAUUAAAUAGUUUAAAUCAAUUUUGGUUGGGGGAGAGUAGAGGUGCAUCAUUUGUAAAGCGGCACGGCGAGUGUCGUUAUUUAAGUGUUUCACCAUUCUCCCUAUCGAAACUUAAGCGUGGAAUAUCUUGUAAACUGAUUGAUGGAAAUUAAAAAUUUUAAAACCAAAAUUAAUUUUAACUAUUACUCAGUCUAUUAUUGGAAUUUUUAAUACAGACUGCCAUUUGAAAAUCGAAAGUAAAUAAUGGUUCACCCCCUAAAAUAAGCAUGAAAAAAAAAGUGUAAUGUAACAUUUUAGAGAUACUAAUUUCUUAAAUGUUCUAAAAAAUUGAUUCCGAAAAAAUUUAUAUUUUCCGAGGUAAUGAGUACUUUACAUUAUCUUGAUCACUUAUUUGUAUAUAAUCGAUGCUAAAACUAAUACACAUUCAAUAUAUUAAGUAUUUAUUUUAAGUUAUUACAAGACUUUUAGGUAGUUUUGAUAAUAUAUUUAAUUUAUAAUUUCUUUAUUUUAGUUUCCAGAUGUAUGGUUUCCGAAUGAUAAAACAAUUAUUGAUGAUGUGCAUCGGUCUUCAUCAUUCUGGUAUGAAAUUGUGUUAAAUUCAUCAUCAUCCCUGAAUGAUUCUUCUUAUAUGCAAAUAAAUCAAGUCGGUAUAUUGUUUUUUACUUGGUUCUCCAUUGCUUUAAUUUUGGCAUUUUUGUGGAUUAUGACUGGAAACAAAUAUAUAAAAGUAUAGUUCUUUUGAUAUUUCUAUAUAUUACAUACCUAUACUUUUAUAUUUUCGUUUUAGAUGAUCGGUAAUUAUUCAAAUUCAAUUAUUGAAAGUGUACCAUUCUUUAUUCAAAUGAUGGCAUUGGGUAUUUCACCGUUUUUGUUACUUAUUUUAACGAUUGUGAUGUCAGGAUAUGGAUAUACUAGUUUCUUAUACAUCACGUCCGUAAAGGUAAUGCAAUUUAUAACUUAUAUAUCGUAUAUGUCUUAAAAUGAUCAAGAGUAGAUAAAUACUUGAUUGUAUUUAUAGCUUAUACCUAAUAAAUAAAUCUUUGUGGGAUGCUACUAUCCAAUACUAAUCUAUAAUAUAAUUUAAAAUAUUAUUUUCUAGUUGAAAGAUUUACUGGCUCUUCCAAUUUGGAUCGAUGCAGUCAUACAAGUUUUUUUAUCGUUGAGUUUAGUUCACGGUUCGUGGACAUCGUUUGGUUCACUUUCCAGACGUAAAGCCAAUUUUCUCCUGACUGCUACUAUAGUCAUGGGUUUCAGUUUAAUUUUGGUAUUUGUGUGGUCAUGGUUUUUAGUUUGCACAAUAAUACCAAAUGUUUUACAAAAUAUAAAAUCGUGUGUUACCGGGUAUAGUGGAACUAUGUAUGAUUUAUAAAAUAUGGGAUUAAAUUGGAAACAAAACACUUGUAUUUUUAUAAUCUGUGAUAUCAUAAACAGGCUACUUAUUUUUGAUUUAAAAACAAAUUUUAAAUCAAAGCGUUUAGGUAAAAUUUGUUUACACAAAUAGCAGAUAAAUGUUUGUAGGUAAUUUUGUUUCUAGCAAAUAUUAAUAUUGCCUAAAAAUAGUUUGUAUUCUAUGUCAAAAUUAAUUUGCCCCUUAUUUAUUUCUCUAACUUUUAAAACCUUUCAACUAAAGGUUAGUUUACAGAAUAAAAUAUUCCAUUAUAAUAAUAAUUAUUAAGACUGUGUUAAAUUAAAAUUAUUUAGUUAAUUCUCACAUAAUCAUACAAAACUAAUAAUCUAGUAGGUACUAACAAAUAUAUAUAACAUUUGAACUUAAUAGAUAUUUAUAAACAAAACAAUAAUAUUCAUUAGAUUACAUCAAUAUGGAAACAUAAUUUAAUGAGCACAUAUAAUUAAAAAUGCAAUAUGGAUACACACAUAUUGUAUGGAUUAAAUUGGAUGGGCAAAUAUUAAUAAAAAAAAAAAAAUUUUAAUUAAAUGUAAUAAAUGUUUAAAAUAUGGAAUGCUGUUAUUAAAAAAAUCUAUAUUAACAAAAUGUCCAUGAAACAUUAAAACAUUUUCAGAUGAAUGUAACAUAUACUCAGACAAUAUAUAUUUCUUCAUAAAAUAAACUCAUUGAACUUGUCUAGAAUUUAUUUUAAAAUUAUCAUAGCUAAAUAAAUAUUCAACAAUAUUAUUUGGUAAUUUGAAUAAGAAUAUUAAAAUUAUUUGUUCUAUUCUUUUUUCUUUUAAUUACCUAAUCAUAUUAAAAAACUUAAAAUUACUUCAUAGAAUGUCUCAUUCUUUUUAUACGGUAGCUAUAAAGCAUAUAAGAAAAUUAUUUUGUAUUGGUUCUAUUAAAGGUCUUUCUUUUAUUGAUUUCUCAUAAUAUAACCCAAUGCAUAUUUUAAAGAAGUAAAUACUAAAGAAAAUAUAUUCUAUAUAAAGCUUUUUUUGUUAGAUUAUUCUAGCCUACAAUUAACACUUGACUUUUACAUUGUUUUGAAUUUCAAUUCUUAUCCAAUUUAAUUUUUACUUAUCAACUGUAUGUUACAUUUUUUAAUCUUGUAUGCAUUAUUUUUAGAUCUAAUUCUAAUUGGAAUGGUUUUAAAGACAUACCUCAACAUGCAUUUUCUAGUAAUAGCUAUGAUUCUUUAAUUGCUAGUCGACAAUUGGAUAAUGCUUUGAUGAAUUUGAAUAUACAAGAAUGUAACAUGGACAAUCAGUUCAAAUUUGUAAUUAUAUAAUUAUUUAUUACCUAUUUAUAACUGACAGCAACUUAUACUUUUAACAAUUUGUUGUCUUAUAAAAUAAUGCAAAAAUAUAUAAUAAUUAAAAUCUAAAAAAAAUAUAUACGUUUAUAAAUAUAAUUACGUUUUAAUACAAAUAUUUUUAGGCAAGCAAUGGUUUUGGUUUGCUAUUUAUAGCACUCAAAGAAUUUACAAUAACUUAUUCAAUUGGAAACAAUGAUAAUGAUCAACUGAAAUAUAUCUUAAACAUUCCUCAGUCUAUUAUCCUUGCCAUUUGUAUGUCAUGGUUAAUACAUUUAAUAAGUUGGUUUGUCUGGACACUUGCUGGUACUGAAUGUUUAAAAAAUGUUUCUAAAUAUACCAUUUCAGGUAUGUUAAAUUAUGUCUCACAUAAGCGUUAUAUAGUUUAACCAUCUCAAAACCGAGUACAAUUUUUGUUUUAAAAUAUUAAAUAUAUUUUUUAUAUUGUAUUUUAUAAUUUGAUUUAUUAUUAUUAUUUUUUAAAUAUAUCUAUGUAUAUUAAGACUAUGAUUAAAAUAUAACUUGUAUUUGGGUAUUCUGAACAUAUGAGUGAUGCUUAAAAUUUAAACUAUAAAAAUAUUGUUGAAGAACCUGGUCAAUUUGUUCUACAUGCUGUUUAAGAGCCACAUAAAAUUUUAAUUCUACCAGCUAAUAACAAUAUAUUUUCAGUUCUUGCAGGUACCUCUCCUUAAAAAUACAAACUGAAAAUAAAAAAUAAAUUUGUCAUAGUAUUCUCUCAGUAGGUACAAUUUAAUUACAGUGUGACCUAAUAAAUUAAAUAAAACAAUUUUCUCCUGAUUAAGCAUCAACCUUAACCUUAUGUAUGUCAGAAUCAAAUCAAAAAUUAAAAAUAUAAUAAUCUGACCUUGACGUGUAGACCUAUCUGUUUUUCUAUAAUAUGUUAUAUAUUUUAAAUAUAUGUAUGUCAUUUCGGUCGUACAUCACAGACAUAGAUGCAUUCUUUAAUUAUAUUAAAUUACAAUAUUCAUACUACUUGUAUAAUAUAAUCAGAGCUCAGAUUUUAUAGCACUGAAAAUAACUUAAAUAUGUCCUAAAAAUUUUAAAGUAAGCUAAAGUAUGCCAUAAUACAUGAAAAAUGGUUAAAAAGAAAAUGUUUUUUUUUUUUUAAAAAAUAAAAAUACAACCAAAAGUCAUAAAUGUAAACUGUUUGAUACAUCAAUAGACAAGGCUACUUAAAAAUAAUAAAUUAUAUGAUAUAAUAAUGUAGGUAUUUUUCUUAUGGAUUUGCAUAACUGAAAUAUUUAUUUUGCUUUCUAUGAAAAAUAAAAAAUAAAUAUUAUGCAUAUUACCAAAAAAUAACAAUAUAAAAUUUCAUAUUUGGAGUUCCUGGCAUAUGAAACAAAUGUAAAGCUCACUCUCCAAUUUGUAUCUGUAUCCUAUUAGCAAUGUUAUAAAAUCGGAGCUUUGAUCACAACAUAAUAUUAUUUAUAUUCCAUUAUAAUUAGUAAGGUACAUUUUUACAAUUAUUAAAUUAAAAUUUUAAUUAAUCUCAUAUCUAAUAGUAUCCUAAUGAUCUAAAUAUUUAGUAGGUACACCUAUAGACAUUUAAAAAAUAUACAUUAAUUUUAAACAUUUUAUACAGGUAUGCUUUGUGCAAUUUGCUUUGCUUUUGGGUUACCAUUUACUACUAGAGCUGGUAUAUUUUGGAUGUAUUUAUACAGUGAUGUUCUAAUCAAUUCAUGUCUUACGGUGUUAGCUCUUUGUGAAAUACUUGUUGUUAUUUUCAUAUAUGGUUAUAAACAGUAUGUAUAAUAAAAUAAAUGCCUAAUUUUAUUAUAGUUAUCAUGAUAUACUACAUUAGAAAAUAUUUUUUGUUAUAAGAUUCUUACUUGAUACAUAUGAUAUGACUGGAUAUACUUUCGGCUAUAUUUCUGCAUUCAUUUGGAAACAUAUCACUCCAGUGCUACUAAUCUUAGCAUUUUCAUCUAUUUUGACUAUUGGUAUUUUGGAUAAAUUAACAUACACAGUUUGGUGCAAAAGAGCUGUAAGUAUUUAAAAUAUUUUGUAUUAUAGGUACCUAACAAUUUUUUUUAGUCGAUUAUUACAUAUAUUUUGAUUCAGAUAUUAACAACCACACAUUAAAAUAAUAAAAUAUUCUUUAUAUGUAAUAAUAAAUAUUAUUAAGAUAUCCAGAUACUUAUUAAAUUGAUUUAGAACAAUUUUCUAAAACUAACAAAAAAUAAUACCUAUUUAACUAGUGUACCUAUUCAAAAUGUUGUAUUUUCAUCUUCUUUUUCACCUUCAUUCUAACUAUUUGGGGUUGACCACCCUAUUAUAUCUUCAGUUGUAUACACCAUACAUAAUGAAAAUCUCUGGACUGUUUUUUUCUAACCUUGGCCAGUCAAUCAAUAAACUUCUUGUUCACCUUCCUUUGUUCCUAGUUUCUCAUACAACUCAUCACAUUUCUUUAACUUUGGCUUUGCUUACCACCUUCUUAGCUUCCUUGCACAAUAUUUUGUGCUCUACCUAAUUAUCUCUCUUCUUAUUCUGCUUUAAUAGUUUAAAUUGUUUUUUUUUUUACUAGCUAUAACUCUGAACUUUGAUAUCCUGCCACCAAUUUUCUUCGUUUUCUAGCACACUACCCCUACUCUCACCAAUGAAUGCCUUUGCAGUUCUUUUAACACAAAUGGCCAUCCCACACCUUGAUUAUAUUUCUCUCAAAUUCCAUAUGACUAUUUUUUUGUUUUACUUUGCUUUUACAAUUUUUCUUGCCUCUCAUUAAUUUCCAUAACCGUAUCCUCGACUUCUUUUUCCUUUGUUAUUUUUAUUUUUGCACUCUCAUAUCCAUACACCGUUGAUACUACAGUACCAGGUGUACCGGUAUGAAAUGGGCGUUUUCUUCUGAAAAUGAAACACUAAUUUUGAAUGGGAGAGUAAAAAAGAAUUAUUCGAAGUAUUGACCAUUGCUUUCUACACAUUUUGACCACCUUUUUGGCAAUUUGUGGAUACCACGCCAAUACCAGGGAUAAAGUCUGGUGAAUACGGCGGGUGGGAUAGCAGCUCUUAGCCAAGUGCUUUGAUUGUUUUCUAAACCGGUUUUGCUUUGUGUGCAGGUGCAUUGUCGUGUAACAAAAUUACUUUGCCGUAUCUUCUGGUCCAUUCUGGUCGUUUUUCGAUCAAUGCAUGGUUCAAGUUGAUCAUUUGUUGUCUGUAUCGAUGAGCAUUAACAGUUUCACCAGGUUUUAGAAGAUCAUGAUACACCGCACCUUUCUGAUCCCACCAAAUACAGAGCAUUGCCGAAUCGAUCUAGUUUUGCAGUUGUUGUUGAUGGUUGUUCCGGAUUAAUCCAUGAUUUUCUCCGUUUAGGAUUCUUAAAAUUAAUCCAUUUUUUAUCGCCAGUGACAAUUUGAUGCAAAACUGAUUUUUUUUUUCGGUGUCUUUGAAGCAAAAUUUUACAAGUGUUUUUUUCGGUUUUCCAUUUAAUUCAUGUGACACCCAUUUUCCACACUUUUGGAUCUUUCUCAUAGCUUUCAAACGGUCAGAAAUUGUUUGUUGUGCAACAUUUAAAAUUUCUGCCAUUUGCUUUUGACUCACAGUAUCAUCUUCAUCCAAUAUUGCUUGCAGUUCGGCGUCUUCAAACUUUUUUGGUGGUCUUCCACGUUCAUCAUUUCUCACAUCAAAAUCAUUAUCUCUGAACCGUUGAAACCAUCUUUUGCAUGUCGCUUCUGAUAGAGCAUGAUCACCAUAUGCCUCGACAAGCAUUUGAUGCGACUCUGCAGCACUUUUCUUCAAAUGGAAAUAAAAAAAUAAUGCUUUCCGCAAAUCAUCACUUUCCGGUACAAAAUUUGACAUUUUCAACACAAUGACAAAAUAUAAUGUUAUUUGUUCAAUGACUGGAAGGUUAUUGAAUAUGUAUAGACCCAUUCACAACAAAUAAUCCCUACCGACACAAUUGUAUCCUUACGCUCACUUUAUACCGGUACACCUGGUAGUUGAGUAGGCCAGCACACAUAAUUGGUGGAACCGCUACCAAACUUGCACUCCAGCUGAUAUCAUACAUAGCUUUAAAAUUCAAUAUAAUUUUAAAUGUUUUUACAAUUUAAAAAUUUUUAUUUGUAGAAUCACCUUAUUACAACAGGAUAUUCAUCUUGGGCUCAGCUUUUGAUUUGGUCAAUUACAGCCCUAUGUCUUUUGUUAAUAUUGACAUUCUGUUUUGUGGAUUACCAAAAUUGUUUGAAUUUCAAAUGCAUAAAAUCUUUGAAUAAGGAUAAGAAAACAAAAGAAGGACAUAUUAAGCGAUCAAACAAUGACACAUCUAAAAAGAAUAUUAUUACAGAUAUUGAUGUAAGUAUAUUAGAUGUAUUUUAUAAAAUUGUAAUACAAAAUAUUUAUAUAAUUAAUGUACAUUACAUACAAAUUUUUGUAGAUAUAUUAUAUGAAGUAUAAUAUUUAAAGUAUAUAUUUUAGAUUUUGAGUUUAAGAGAUUUUGAAGUUAUUAGUUUUACUAAAUUAUGGAGUUUUUCUCAAAGAAUACUUUUUCAGUUAGUAAAAAUGAUGAGAUAAGAUUUUUUGAUAGCAAGAUAUGGAUUUUUUAACUUACGGUACUUUAAUUGAGUAUAUGUACUUAAUUUGUUUGAAAAUCCCAAUUUCGCUCAAUUAUUUUAUAUAAUACCUAUCUCAAAACAUGGCUAAUUUAUCCCGGUAGUGCUUUAUUUGAAAAUGUUAUCAACAUUUUCAGCAGAUCAUCCCCUAGAUCUAUUUUUAUUUUUAUUGAUUUUUUAGCUACUUUCAGUUACUUCACCCUGUAUAUGUAUGUAUUAAAUUUAUUUUAUUAUUAUUGUUUUUUUGUUUACUAAAUAUAUUUACAUCUCGUUUAAUUACUAGAUGUUAGGAAAUUAAUAUACCUAUCUAUAAAAUUAUUAUUUACUUUUUCCAGUUUGACGACUUCCCAGAGUCAGAAAAUGAUGAGGAAAUAGAUACUUCAAUGACUCAAGCUCCAGUAUGUAUGUAUAAAAUUGAAGUUCUCGACUCAUGGAAAUCAGCUCGGGGUCAAGUUUAUCUUUAAUAUGUGUAUUUACAACAACUUUCAAACUUACUUUAACAUAUAAUACAUAUACUGUAUAGUGAUAGUGACCAAGUAUACCAUGAUAUAUUGAUGUUAUUUUAAGUAGGUCUAAAUAUAAAUUUAAUUUAUAGUAAUUUACUUUAAAAUUUUAAAUAUAUUAUACUGUAGUACCUAUAUAAUUUAGUGAUUUCAAAUAAAUACCCAUUAUUAUUUGUUUUUCAAAAGUCAUUCCUAAGAAAUUCAAGUACAGUCCAUUAAAUUAUUCAACAAAAAACCUAUGAUAAAAUUAUGUUCCAAUAAUUUUUUAAAUAGUCAAAUCACACCAAAUCAUUAAAGUUCAAUGAAGUAGUAUUUAGUACAAUACAAAUAUUUGUGACUAUAACUUAAUGUUUGUAGGUGAAUUUCAUAAAAAUCUAUUUAUAUAGGUAGUUUAAUAUAUAAGUUAUAAAUAAUACAAUGUUUCGAUAACUGAAACACUAACUACAUAUUCACUAAGAUAGACAAUAAUUUUAACUAAUAAUAUCCUAAAUGUCUCAUAUAAAUCUAUGUAAAAUAUACCUGUAUUGUUACCUACUCUAUAAAUACAAAUACAGAUUAACAUAAAAAAAACAUAACAUAUAGAUUGAUUAUAUAAUUGAAUCUUAACAUGAUAAUAUAAUAUUACAUUGCUAAACUUUUAACUUAUCACAGUCAUUCAAUUUUGUUAUUAAAAUAAGUAUAGUAGAUAAUAUUAUUAUAUCUAUAUUAAUAACAAACUGUGCUCAACAAAUUAGAUUUUCAAAUAUCAUUGACUUGUAAGUCUGAAUUAAUUUGGGUAAUUCUAAUUAAUUGUGAAGCAUAAUAGUAACAGAAUUAUUUAAAUAGGGAGAUAAUUAUUACCCAAUUUAAUUUAUUCCUAGCUCAAGUGUACAAUUAAUGCAAAUAAUAUGUUUAUUUAUUUUUACUUGUAUGCAAUUAAACAUGAAAUAACAUUAUCUAAAACUUACUAUACCUAACUAUAGGUAACUUACAUUUUUUUUUUGAAUACCAAACACAUAUCACAUAUUUAAAGUUUAAAUACCUAGUUAUAUAAUAGAUAUUACACUAUAUGAGAAAUUUAAACAUUGAUCCUUUUGGAAUAUUAAUAUGUAUUUACUUAAUAAAAUAUACACUGUGCAUUUGCCAAUAGUAAAAUAAUAAAAUUGUUUAUGUUCAAUAUCCAUGUUAUUAUAUACAUUUUUCUUUUAAGAAAUAAUGUAAUUAUUUUAAAUUUAUUAUAAUAUUAAUAUGAAAACCUUCUAAAUAUUAUAUAAAUAUAUGAGCU
Molecule: messenger RNA, 16561 nt
Organism: Cinara cedri
Lineage: Eukaryota; Metazoa; Arthropoda; Insecta; Hemiptera; Aphididae
Source: the annotation of a GenBank genome assembly